Molecule: messenger RNA, 1665 nt
Organism: Sorghum bicolor (sorghum)
Lineage: Eukaryota; Viridiplantae; Streptophyta; Magnoliopsida; Poales; Poaceae
Product: anthocyanidin 3-O-glucosyltransferase 2
Exons: 1
Coding region: 63-1535 (490 amino acids)
Molecular function (GO): UDP-glycosyltransferase activity
Source: RefSeq, a predicted model, not a curated record
GGCUGCUAGACCUCUUUCCCCCGGCCGGCCGGCGAGCCAGAAAACCUUUGGCGGUGGCCUCCAUGAAGAAGAUCGUAGUUCUCUACCCCGGCCUCGCCGUCAGCCACUUCAUCCCCAUGAUGCAGCUCGCUGACGUCCUCCUGGAGGAAGGCUACGACGUCGUGGUCGCGCUCAUCGACAUCACCAUGGAACACAACAUCGCCUUGGCCGCCGCCGUCGACCGCGUCAUCGCAUCCUCCAAGCCGGCGGUCACCUUCCACACGCUCCCUCGAAUCCACGAUCCUCCCACCGUCACCAACGACGUGAACCUCCUCCUCGGAUACUUGGAGAUCAUACGGCGCUACAACGAGCACCUCCGCGAGUUCCUCUGCUCCAUCCCGCCGCCAAGCAUCCACGCGGUGAUCGUGGACUCGUGGUCCGACGCGGCGCUCGACGUCACCGGCCAUCUCGGCAUCCCAGCCUACAGCUUCUUCGCCUCCAACGCCUCCGCCCUCGCUGUAUGCCUCCAACUCCCUUAUUGGGCCCGACGUCGUGCGGAGGGCCAGCCGAGCUUCAAGGAGCUAGCAGGAGACGCCACUGUCAACUUCCAUGGCGUCCCACCGAUACCGGCUUCUCACCUCAUUCGCGAGGUGCUCGAGGACCCCAACACUGAGAUAUACAGGGCGGUGAUGAACUCGCUGGGCAAGAAUCUGGAGGCCGCUGGCAUACUGGUGAACACGUUCGCAUCGCUAGAGCCUCGGGCAGUGGCAGCCCUCAAGGACCCGCACUUUCUCACCACUGAAAGUGGGCUUACAGUGCCUCCGGUGUACUGCGUCGGGCCACUUGUCGAGGAGGCUGCUGCUGAGACGAAACAAAAGCACGAGUGUCUCACAUGGCUCGAUGAGCAACCAGAGCGCAGUGUCGUGUUCCUGUGCUUUGGAAGCCUAGGCAACCACUCGGAGACGCAGCUGAAGGAGAUCGCCGCCGGCCUCGAGAGAUCUGGCCACCGUUUCCUCUGGGUCGUGCGAGCUCCUCUCGGCGACAACCCGGAGAAGACAUUCGGCGACCAGGCCAACCCGGAUCUCCACACGCUCCUGCCGGAAGGAUUCUUGGAGAGGACCAGAGGGCGUGGCCUCGUCGUCAAGCUAUGGGCGCCGCAGGUGGAGGUCCUCCGUCACAAGGCGACAGGCGCCUUCGUGACGCACUGCGGGUGGAACUCUGUACUGGAGGCGAUCAUGGCCGGCGGCGUGCCGAUGCUCUGCUGGCCAUUGUACGCGGAGCAAAAGAUGAAUAAGGUGCUCAUGGUGGAGGAGAUCGGGAUCGGUGUGGAACUUGCCGGGUGGCAGCAUGGGCUGGUCAAGGCCGACGAGCUGGAGGCCAAGGUGAGGCUAGUGAUGAUGGAGUCUGAGGAAGGGGAGCAGCUUAGAGCUCGUGUGACAGCGCACAAAGAGGCCGCAGGCAUGGCCUGGAAGGAUGGUGGAUCGUCGCGCAUGGCGUUUGGCCAGUUCUUGUCAGACGCGGCCAAGGUUGGACAGGAUCGUCUGACACUUGGUUGAUGGUUGAUGCUUUGGAUUGUGAGUCAAAAUAUGUGCUCCCUAGAAAUAUUGUGUUGUUCUAAAAGAUAUUGUGUUGUGUCAAAUGAUCAAUCUCACAAUACCUGAAAUGCUAUUGGAACCACAUUCCCAA